AUGCUCAUUGGCUCUGCGGACACUUUCGCAGGAUGGGGUACGGGUUCACAGACGACGCUCCUGAAAUCACAAUUCAGCACAGCAAGUAUCUUGCUCAAUGCCUGGCUGACCAACAUCCCUCAACUUUUCUUCUCUUUCACAUACUUCAAUCUCAACGGCAUCUUCACCAGGAUGGCGUUGGCGAAAGAGUGGAACACGAUGGCCUCCCAGAGAAAAGGUCUACGGGUGUCUCAUCCGGAAAAGGCUCAACGCAGCACAUAUUUUCUCCAGCUCCCUUACAGAUGGGCAAUUCCUUUGACAAUAGGGAGCGGCUCUCUCCAUUGGCUGAUAUCGCAAACUCUUUUCAUGGUUCAAAUCGACGUUCAGUCAGGUACCGGAGUGCGAGAUACUGGCAAAGCCUUCGUGGCCUGCGGCUUCUCUUCGUUCAGUUGCUUGGUGCUGAUUUCGGUGGUUGGCUCAAUCAUCAUGGCGGCCUAUAUCGUUGCCACACUGCCUUUGCAAGAGAAUAUACCUUUCGGUGCCUCUUGUAGCGCCAUCAUCAGCGCGGCCUGUCAUCCUCCAGAUACCGAUUACGAAGCGCAUUUGAAAGAGGUCAUGUGGGGUGUGACAGAUACUGCCCAUAGCUCUGGCCUUCAACAUUGCUCCUUCACCAGUCAACAUGUUUCACCACCGGUCGUUGGUAACAGAUAUGCUUGA
Molecule: messenger RNA, 696 nt
Organism: Aureobasidium namibiae CBS 147.97
Lineage: Eukaryota; Fungi; Ascomycota; Dothideomycetes; Dothideales; Saccotheciaceae
Exons: 1
Coding region: 1-696 (231 amino acids)
Source: RefSeq, a predicted model, not a curated record